Messenger RNA from Ciona intestinalis (vase tunicate), 2387 nucleotides. Lineage: Eukaryota; Metazoa; Chordata; Ascidiacea; Phlebobranchia; Cionidae. The record is from RefSeq and is a predicted model, not a curated record.
ACUCAAAUUAAUUUGUUGUUUUUUCUUAUGUGUAAUUUCUGGUUUGGUCUGCGUGCUUAGAAACGUAAUCAUUAUAAAUAUCAUGAGUUCUGAAAAAGAAGAAGUCGUUGAAAAUACGAAUUUGUUGGAUUCGGAUCCACUUACUCAAGUUGACGACGAAAAAUCAGAUUUGUUUGACGAUGACGAGGGACUUGUUAAAUCAACAACCACAGAAGAAGCAACGGAUCCAGGUUCGAUGACAAAUGAACUUGAUUCAAGAGAUCUUUUCAUUACUGUCUCUAAUCCAGAGAAACACAUAACAACCAUGGAAACCUAUAUUACUUAUAAGAUAACUACAAAGACCACCAGAAGUAUAUUUGACAACAGUGAAUAUUCAGUUCAGAGACGAUAUCAAGAUUUUGUUUGGCUUCGUAAUAAAUUAGAAGAAAAGCACGAAACCCAUCUUAUUCCACCUCUGCCAUCUAAGUUUAUAAUGAAGGGAAUGUUAGAUCGUUUCAACCGUCAAUUCACUCAAACUCGAUGCAGGGCACUUCAUAAUUUCCUCGACCGAAUAUCCCGACAUUCCGUCAUUUCAUUCGAUGAAAAUCUUCAAGUCUUCUUAACAGCUAAGGAAUUUACUGCGUUCCGGAAACAAAGUGAAAGUUUCAUGUCUCGUGUCGGGGGGUCGGUGAAAUCUAUUUCAACCGCUGCUGUGAGACUAAAAGAUAGAGAUCCUGAAUUCGACGAGGUUCUCAACCAAGUUACACAGUUUGGGGAGAAGAUUGGAGUUUUGGAACGAGUUGCUGAGAGGCUGCAUGCGGAGAAAAAAGAAUUUGUUGCCGAAUUGAAAGAAUUUUCGCCGACGUUUUCAAUGUGGUCUGCUUCUGAGGAUGAUGUCAUAGCACCCAUUAUGACAUCAACAAGCAGUGCUGUGGAAGCUUGUGCUGAAGCUGCUGAGGCUAAUUUAAAGAUUCAUGAGUUUGAAUACAUGCCUCCCUUGAGGGAGUAUGUGUUAUACUGCGACGUGGUGAAGCAAGUUUUAAGAAGACGAGAUAAUUUUCAACUACAGCACGAUAAAGUAGUGGCUGAACUACAAAGAAAACAAGAUGAAAAAGAAAAUCUUCCAAAAUCUGACCAAUCAUAUUCUGUCGGGGCAUUGAUGGGAAAAUCAGCCAAUGAGGUGAAAGAUCAAAAAGAAUUAAAACUCGAACAACAAAUUGAGGAGAUAUCGAAAAGAAGAGAUGAUUUAAACGACAAACUCGAAUGUGCGAAUGCAAAUUUAAGAUCAGACGUAGAUCGUUGGAAAGUUGAUAAACUGCAUGACAUGGCACAAAUAUUUGAUGACUUGGCAGAUUCACAAAUCCAAUUUCAUCAGCAGUGUCUAUCUGCAUGGGAACACAUUCUACCUGCCAUGCAAGAAAAAGAUCAAUCUACAGAUUAUGAGACUUAACUUCAAGUAGCAAAUAGUUUUCAUAUAUUAAGUGAUCUGUUCCAUUGAUGUUAGCUAGUAUAUUCUAUAUUGCUCAAUUUUCUAAAUAGAUUUGAUUGAAAAGUUUCAUAAAGAUUUUUAGGUAUAAAAAAGAUUUGAUAAUUGGUGUCAAUUUUUCAAUGCUAAAUUAUCUUUCUAAUGUAGUAACCAGUGGUUCUCAACCUAAUUGCAUCAUUAACCUCUUAAACAGAAUUGUAUAAAUUCUUGUGACUUGUCUUACAAUUUAAUUGAAGUGACUCAAUUUACUUGUCCAAGUUUUAUUGUGUGUUUACUGAAGUUAGGUGUAGUUUCAAAAAUCCGGUCGCAAAAGUUUUUCUGUUACUUUGUGUUUAGCGUUUGGGUUAUUUUUUGGGUGAGAUUGUACAGCGAGGCACUAAUUACACUAGCCUAAUAUUUGGGUCACUGCAAAAGGUUGAGAAGCACUGGUUUCAAAUUUGGAGUAUUAAAUAAAUGUCUUCACCAAACUAUAUAGUACUGUGGAGUAAGAUGGGAUAUCAUAAGCAUCUAAAUCCCAUACUGUUGAAUCGUGUUUUAAACAAUUACCAACACUAUAUUAGGGGCACGAGGGUAGAGGUAUUAAAAUCUGUAAAUAUUUUUUUGUUUAAUACUAAGUCGGACAAGAAAAGUAAAUAAAAAUGUUCCAUCUUACUCUACUCUACUUUAUUAUUCUCUUCCGUUGUUGUAUUUUUGCUUCUUAUUUUACAAGUGAACUGCUCCAUUAAUUGUACAACUUUCAAAUUUUGAACCACAAAUAAUGAAUAUAUGUAAUUGAUCAAACAAAUUAAAUUUCCUUCAUCUAUUAUUAAAGUGUUCGAAUUUUAAAUUUUGAUUUUUCAUGUUCUGUAAAUUGUUUCAAUUUCGUUCAAAAUCGAUGCACAUUGUUGUAAUAUCUCACGUGCAAUACAUAAAACUGUAUGAA